Messenger RNA from Drosophila serrata, 692 nucleotides. It is a transcript of the gene RpS15Aa, whose product is annotated as Ribosomal protein S15Aa. NCBI's taxonomy places the organism in Eukaryota, Metazoa, Arthropoda, Insecta, Diptera, Drosophilidae. Gene Ontology annotation, cellular component: ribosome. Gene Ontology annotation, biological process: translation. Gene Ontology annotation, molecular function: structural constituent of ribosome. The record is from RefSeq and is a predicted model, not a curated record.
CCGCUUCGAACUUCCUCUUUCUCUUUUCCGAUACGUUCGCGGUCGUGUAAAUUUGUGUUUGCAAACCAAUCCUAGCCAUGGUGCGAAUGAACGUAUUGGCCGAUGCCUUGAAGUGCAUCAACAAUGCCGAGAAGCGUGGCAAGCGCCAGGUGCUGCUGCGUCCCUGCUCCAAGGUGAUCAUCAAGUUCCUGACCGUCAUGAUGAAGCAUGGCUACAUUGGCGAGUUCGAGAUCGUCGACGAUCACCGUUCUGGCAAGAUUGUGGUCAAUCUGACCGGUCGCCUGAACAAGUGCGGCGUCAUCUCGCCCCGUUUUGAUGUCCCCAUCAAUGACAUCGAGAAGUGGACCAACAAUCUGCUGCCCUCCCGUCAGUUUGGCUACGUUGUGCUCACCACCUCGGGCGGUAUCAUGGACCACGAGGAGGCCAGGAGAAAACAUCUGGGAGGCAAGAUUCUCGGCUUCUUCUUCUAGACCCGGGCAUUGCGAGCGGACGAGCGAGUAGAAGUGGUUGAUGGAUAUGUAGAAUGUUGUUUUAUUUCUCCGACGUGCGCCGCCUUCCUUUCCCCAUCUAACAUUCAGCUACGUUUUGUAUGCAAGCCAAGGGCGAGAAACUCAUUCAUUCAGACAGACAGACAUCCAGCCAAUGAAUGUUUACAAAGAAACGCGAAAUAAAAUGAUUGAUACAUAAUUUUA